UCCAGACUGGGUUAAAGGCAACAACUGAACACCAGAAAGAACAACUCAGUCUGGUUUCAGCAGCAGCAGCAGCCACUCCUCAGUCAUGGCUGCAGUAACAUUUGUGCCUUUUGUGGUGUUUUUCUCCUUUCCAUGGAUCUUUGUUCUGGCCAAUCAAGACAUACAGGAGGUAACAGUGAAGCCUGGAGAGGACGUCACUCUUCAGUGUCAGGUUCACGAAAGUCGAAUCAAUUCACAGUUGCUGUGGCGCAGUGGUAACCCGGGGUCAAGGAAAGCUGUCUUCGUCUGUCGAGAAAAGCAUUCAUAUGAAGAGUACCAGGAUCCAUCUUUUCGUGGUCGGGUGGAGCUGAGAGAUCCAGAGAUAAAGAACGGAGACUUUUCUGUGAUUCUGAAGAACGUCACCAUCAACGACACUGGGACAUAUGAGUGUGAUUAUUCUUUCAUACACAUCUGUAUAGGCUACAGACCUGAUCCCAUCAGCACCAUCAAGCUGACAGUGACAGACUCAGAGUCAAAAGCCAAGGCCGGAGAUGAUGUCACUCUUCAGUGUCAGGGUCCCAGAGAUAACAUCACAGAGUUAGAGUGGAGCAGCCUUGACCCGAAGUCAGCUGGUUAUGUCUUCUUCUUCUCCCGAGACGACCGCUCACACAAAUCCCUCCAGCUUCCAUCUUUCCGCGGUCGAGUGAAGCUGAGAGAUCCAGAGAUGAAGGACGGAGACGCUUCUGUUGUCCUGAAGAACGUCACCACCAACGACUCUGGAACAUAUGAGUGUCGAGUUUCAGCUGGCAGCAGUGGACAAAGAGAGAUAGUCAGGAACUUCAUCAUCACCCUGACAGUGACAGACCCAAGGUUAAAAGCCAAGGCCGGAGAUGAUGUCACUCUUCAGUGUCAGGGUCCCAGAGAUAACAUCACAGAGUUAGAGUGGAGCAGCCUUGACCUGAAGUCAGCUGGUUAUGUCUUCUUCUUCUCCCGAGACAACCGCUCACACAAAUCCCUCCAGCUUCCAUCUUUCCGCGGUCGAGUGGAGCUGAGAGAUCCAGAGAUGAAGGACGGAGACACUUCUGUUGUCCUGAAGAACGUCACCACCAACGACACUGGAACAUAUGAGUGUCGAGUUUCAUCUGACAGCACAAGUGAGGGAGACACACCUGAUCCCAUCAGCACCAUCAAGCUGACAGUGACAGACCCAGGUCUCACAGCUGGACGCAAGGAUGGAGGAAACAAGGAUGGAGGAAACAAGGAUGGAAGAAACAAGGAUGGAGGAAACAUGGAUGGAGGGAACAAGGAUGGAAGAAACAAGGAUGGAGGAAACAUGGAUGGUGGAAACAUGGCUGUAAGAAAAGCUAGAAACAGGGGAAUUGGACUGGCCGUUGGUCUAUCACUUGGUCCGCUUCUUGCUUCUGUUGUUGUUAUUGUUGUUGUUGUUGUUGUUGUUCGUUUUAUAUCUUGUAGAAAAUAUAAAGUCCUCAAAGAGACUAAUUUAUACUGACCUGCUGAUACAGAAAGUGACCAUCAGCAGGUGUGAAAAGUCUCAGAUCUCUUUCCUCCUGAAUGUUUGUGUCCUGCUGCUGUUACAUAGAGAAGAAAAUAACCAAACACAGAACAACAAGUCACAGGUCAAUAUCCAACACAUCCUCAAACCUAAACGACAGAAUAGGCUGAUUGUCAAUAACUCCCAAAACAACACAUGCGACCGUUCCCCACAUAUAUGACAGUUGGAAAGUACCAGCAACACACGUACUGCUUAAGUACAUUACGUAAGUCACGUGAUGAAAGUCACACAACAUUAAAAACGUGCUUAAUGUUGUGAAACGGUCGCAGUUUGGGUAGGUUUAGGCAACAAAACUACUUGGUUAGGUUAAGGAAAAGAUUGUGGUUUGGGUUAAAGUAAGUUACGUGAGAUACAUAAGUCACGUGACAUAAGUAACGUAAGGGACGUGACUUAACUCACGUGACGUUAUUCAACUUGAAACUUUAAGUAAGUCGACGUUAAUUUGGUUUCGCAUGGGACACAAACCCCAGUCUCCUUGAUGAAAGUCCUGUGCUUGUUUGACCCAUUCACCACCCCGACCACCUCCUAACGCAGAUUUUGUCGCUCUUUAUACAACGUCACCUGACUUCCUCCUUUGCUCCCGUCAUAAUUACUACGGCCAUUAGAGGUUGUGGCCUAACAAUAAACGUAAAUAUGGGUCGUAAUAAGCUGCUUUCACAAUCGACCCAUACGGCUGUUUUUCUGGUGAGGACGGGCUGGAAUAUGUUGUAGUCCACAAUAUAUAAACAAAUAAAUACACAGCAAUGAAUAUGUGAUCAAAUCUAUCAAUAAAUGAAAAAGGAAUAUUUUACUUUAUAAUUGAUAUCACAUUGAUAGUAACUGAUUCUUGCUGUCCCUGACAAAUAAAUGCUGCAUUCAGGAGUUUUAAGUUUGUGUCCAAAGGUUACAAGCCGUUACACAAAAAAAGUCAAAAACAAGCCGAUUUUCUCUUUACAACAUUUUGUUAUAAAAAAAAAUCAAAAUGACCAAAAAUGGCCUCAGUGAAACUGAAGGCUGAUAGCUGAGUGGGGAUGAUUUCAGGGUGUUGUAUCAGACUGCUCUUUAUGUUUCUGUGUUCACUUCAUGUAUCAUGUUUCAGUUUAUUCCUAUUGUAAAGCUCUUUACUGUUCUGCUUUCAGAUGCUGUUUUCAAUGUUUCUUUGUUUUUAAUUCACUCUUUGAUAAUAAUAAUAAUAAUAAUAAUAAUAAUAAUAAUAAUGUAGCUGGUGAGUAGUUUGUAUUCUGGUUGUAGUUUCUGUCUCUGUAACAACUUGUGAUAUAUUUACAAUAAACUGUCUGUUGACACA
Molecule: messenger RNA, 2837 nt
Organism: Siniperca chuatsi (mandarin fish)
Lineage: Eukaryota; Metazoa; Chordata; Actinopteri; Centrarchiformes; Sinipercidae
Product: polymeric immunoglobulin receptor-like
Exons: 5
Coding region: 86-1489 (467 amino acids)
Biological process (GO): negative regulation of T cell proliferation; cellular response to lipopolysaccharide; immune response
Cellular component (GO): external side of plasma membrane
Source: RefSeq, a predicted model, not a curated record